AUGGCGCUGUCCCCGGGGCCCGGCCCGCUCCGGUUUCUUCUCCGCCUUCAAGGCGGCUGCCACGGCCGCCCCGCGCGCCGGAGCCUUGGGGUCUCCUUCUGGGAUGUCGGCAGAGACACGAGAGACAAGGGAAGCAGCGGAGACUUGGGCCUGGCCCCCAGCAUCGUGCCCACCCUGCACUACCAGAACAGCCUGCCCCGAUUACCCAUUCCCAAACUUGAAGACUCUAUCACAAGAUACCUGAGAGCCCAGAAGCCUCUGUUAACUGAAGAUCAGUUCAGGAGGACAGAAGAAUUUUCCCACAACUUUCAGAAUGGCCUCGGCAAAGAGCUGCACAACAUGCUGAUUUUCCAGGAUCAGCAUAGCCAGCACACGAGCUACAUUUCAGAUAUAUGGUUGAAUUCUUAUCUAGGCCGUCGCAACCCGCCUGUAUUUAACAUGAAUGUAGGCUUGGCUUUCCAACCAGACCCCAAAGAUGAGUAUAACGACCAACUCACGCGUGCCACCAACAUGACUGUCUCAAUCAUCCGGUUCCUGAGGGCCUUCAGAACUGGUACGCUGGAGCCUGAAGUCCUCCAUCUCUACCCAGAAAGAACCAACACUGAGUUCUUCAAGAAGUUCAUCCGCUGGAUCCCCAAGUCAUUCGUGUGCCAAACGGCUGCCAUGUUUAAUGUCUACCCCAUGGACAUGUCACAGAACUUCAGGCUUUUCAGUACAAGCCGUCUGCCCAAGUUUGCGAGGGACACACUUCUCACAGAUGAGCGGGCCAAGCACCUCCUGGUGCUAAGGAAUGGGAACUUUUAUAUCUUUAACAUCCUACGGAGCAACGGGACCAUGAUCCAGACCUCAGAAAUCCAUGCCAACCUGAAGUACAUACUCUCUGACCAGAGCCCCAUACCCGACUUCCCCUUGGCAUAUCUGACAACUGAAAAGCGAGACACAUGGGCAAAGCUGAGGCAAGAGCUCUUGGUCAAUGGCAACCAGGAAGCCUUAAAGAAGGUGGACACGGCCAUCUUCAGCCUGUGCCUGGAUGAUCUGCUCGUUCAGGACGCUGACCACUUCACUCAGAUCAUGCUGUAUGGCAACGGGCACAACCGCUGGUUUGAUAAAUCCUUCAACCUCAUCCUCACCAAAGACGGCUCAGCGGCCAUCAACUUUGAGCACUCCUGGGGUGACGUGCUGACCAUCCUGCGCUUCAUGAAGGAGGUGUUCCAAGACAGCACACAGGCCCACACAGUCAGGCCCCAGGAGGUGCCCCUGGCUGCCGAUGGCUGCAGGGCCGUGAAGAAACUCAACUUCCAGCUGAAUGACUCCUUAAGAGAGGGCAUCAGCAGCGCCCGAGCCAGCUAUAACUCGGCCGUGCAGACCUUCUCCGCCAAGCUGAUGCACUUCAAGAAGGGAGGCAAGCACUUCCUGAAGCGCGAGGGCAUGAGCCCUGACGCCAUGAUCCAGCUCGCCUUGCAGAUGGCUUUCCUGGGGCUUCAUCAUCAGGUUGUGUCUUCCUAUGAGCCGUGCAGCACAGGCGCUUUCAAGCAUGGCCGCACCGAGGUUAUCCGCCCCACCUCCAUUCACUCCAAGAGAUGCGCCCUGGCCUUCCAAGAGCCCUCCAAGCACAGCGUGGCCAAGCUCAAGCACAUGUUGUCCACGUGCUCUGCCUACCAUGUCCGGCUGAUCCGGGAAGCCGCCCAUGGUCAGGGGUUUGACAGACACUUGCUUGCUCUUCGGAUCUUGGCCGACACCAAAAAGGGCUGUUUGCCUGAUAUCUUCUCUGACUCUGCCUAUAGUCAGAUGAAUCACAGCUUCAUCUUCUCAAGGCAUCUGUUCAACCCAACGCUGAAUUUCGGGGCUUCUAUGCCCAUUGUGCCCGAUGGCUUGGGGAUCGCCUACUCUGUGCAAGAUGACAGCAUCACCUUCAAUAUCACCUCCUGCUCUAAUUGUGAUAUCCAGGACUUCAUCCAGAUCCUCAAAACUAGCCUGGAAAAGAUCGUGGAUGUUUUAAAAGGUGAGCCCAUUGCACGUUAGUGCUCCCUAGUCUCCCACAGAAUGAGCCAUGGAAGCUGAAGGAUGCAAGGGGAAUCGGAGCCUUUCCCUGGGCCCACAGUGACCAAAACCUCAUUUGGGAGUUAGCGAAAUCUUGUCUCCAACAGGUGAUCAGCAAGCCACCAUCCAUAUGUUCCAAGGCUUUGCAACCUUUCCAGAAUAGAUACUUGACUGUGUAUGUCGUAGUCUAAGAAAGGGAUCCUAUACCUGGGCUGUCCUUCCCAACCACAUCUUCUCUUUUUGUCUGUCUGUCUGUCUCAGACAUUUACUAUCUGUUUCUAUCUACCAGUCUAUCAUCUUUCUAUCAAUAAUCUGUUAAACUAUUAAUAUAACAAUCUAUAAUUUAUCAUCUGUCAGUUAUCUGUCUAUGUCUAUCAACUACUAAUUUAUCACCUACGCAACUAUUAUCUAUUUCUCUCUCUCUUUAUGUCUACCCACCUGUCAUCUGGGUAUGUAUCUGUCCAUUAGUACCUCUCUCUGCACAUCUAUAUCAUCUCUAUCAAGAUUUCUCCAUUUUUUUACCUGCUUAUAUCUGUCUAACCUUCCUUCCAUCCAUCCCUUUAUCUAUUAC
Molecule: messenger RNA, 2611 nt
Organism: Dromiciops gliroides (monito del monte)
Lineage: Eukaryota; Metazoa; Chordata; Mammalia; Microbiotheria; Microbiotheriidae
Product: carnitine O-palmitoyltransferase 2, mitochondrial-like
Exons: 5
Coding region: 1-2022 (673 amino acids)
Biological process (GO): fatty acid beta-oxidation
Cellular component (GO): mitochondrion
Molecular function (GO): carnitine O-palmitoyltransferase activity
Source: RefSeq, a predicted model, not a curated record